This is a messenger RNA of Brassicogethes aeneus, 6666 nucleotides long. Lineage: Eukaryota; Metazoa; Arthropoda; Insecta; Coleoptera; Nitidulidae. The record is from the annotation of a GenBank genome assembly.
GGGAGCUUUCAAGCUUUUGAGUUAUGCAUAAAUGGGGAGAGACCAGUGUAAUGUAAUUAUCAGCUUUAAUUAACCUACUAUAGUAUUAUAAUAGUUUGGCGCCCAUCCGCAAAGUGUUAUACGUCCUGUUAAAGAGGCCUGCCGGGGUGGUCUGUACAUUUCGUAAUAGAUGUCGCGGUAACACCCUCAUGAAUAAUAUGUGAGCGUGGGGCCACCCUUCCUGCGUUCACUCACCCCCUGGUGCGCGCUUCUCCCGCCGGUGGCGCUCGCUCACUUCGAUUGCUGCGAGUAUUGAACCAGAGACGCGGGGAUAUAGAGUUUCACCCCGCGGUCGAUUUUUAAGGGUAGAUAGCGAACGAGCGAACGAGCAUGUGGCCAGUGAGUCCUCGCCACAGCAGCGCGCAGUAGACGCGUCCGUCCAACGAUACGUCACUGGGACAUGAGUCUGGAUGGCUAGGUGGCAUGCAACAGAUGCCGAGUGAUUCGAAAGUUUCGCAUUUCGUAUUUGAUCGCGUGAUGCGGCGCGUUUUUUCGUGCGUGUAGCGUGUUAUGGUGCGGCGGCAGUGCAGAGACGGAUUGUUGUUAAGUUAGGAGCCAUGGAUGUGUUUAGGGGGCCCCUUGCGGCCCUCCUAGUGAUUGUGUGCGUGGCUGCAGUAAGCGCCAAUGAACCCGAACACGAGCAAGACGAUCUCAACAAAAUACAGUUCGAAGCUGCAUUCCAAGGACGAUGUAAUCAUGGCAGUCCUUGCGAACAGCUAUGCUACGAAUUACACGAUGGAAUGUAUGAGUGCGAUUGCAGGGAAGGAUUUAUACUUAGAGAAGAUGGAUACAGCUGCUAUGAAAUAAAUUCAACGGCAUCGCCCCUCUCACUUGAGGAGCUGCAGUCAGACACGCGAGAAGACGUCAUCUAUCAGAAAGACGCAGUGAUGGACGCAUUGGAGUUUUCCCUUUCGAACGCGACGGUAGACAGCAACGACGUCCCCCAAGCGCCCCCGAACGGCACCCCAUUCACCACGCAGGGCCCGCGGCUGGAGCAGAAGCUCACGUCCGAGCGAGGGGUGACCUUGCCCAGGGCCACUCUGCCCAUCUCCACGGAGAAGCCGUGCCCCUUGGAGUGCGGGCCUGGAGGGGGGUGCGCCUUGGGGGCCGACGGGGUGCCCACGUGUCUGUGCCCUCUGGGCAAAGGGGGGCCAGCAUGUCAGGAAGAUAUGGAGAUCCGGUCUCCUCGCUUCACCGGCUCCAGCUGGCUGGCAUUUCCCGCCUUGCGGGGCGCCUACAAGCACGUCCAAUUGAGCCUGGAACUGAGGCCCGAAGCCUACGACGGAAUUUUUUUCCUGACCGGCGAGCGAGACGACAUGGCUGGCGAUUUUAUGGCACUGCUUCUGCACCAAGGGUUCGUCGAGUUUCGAUUUGACUGCGGUUCCGGAGUUGGAGUGGUGCGUUCUGAAGAAACGGUGCUACUGAACCAAUGGAACCACGUUACUUUGUACAGGCACCGAUGGGACGCUUGGCUUCAGCUGAACACGGGCAAACACGUGCAAGGCAGAAGCAAAGGGUUGUUUUCGAGAAUAACUUUCAGAGAGCCUUUGUUCAUAGGAGGUCCCGGUAACACUACAGGGCUGGCCGAAAAGUUGCCCGUCGCGAAAGGACUAAAAGGAUGCAUAAGGCAUUUGGAGGUUAACGAUCAUCCGUACAAGUUCGCGUUGGAUCCUAAAGGAGAGGCCACUAAAGGAUAUGGAAUUGAGGAAUGCACUGCGGAUCGCUGCAGCAGGGUCCCCUGUCAACAUGGAGGCAAAUGCCUGACAAGCGGCUCUUCCGCCGUCUGCCUGUGCCCAUUGGGCUUCUCGGGCGACCUAUGUGAAACCCGCGUCGACCUCCAAGUACCCUCCUUCAACGGAUCAAGCCACCUAAGGUACAGAGGCUUAUCCGAUGCGGCUCUCACGUGGCUUGACGUGGAGAUCGUCUUCAAGCCUACCGCCCCAGAUGGCUUGGUGCUCUACAACGGGCACAAGCUGGACGGCAUGGGCGACUUCAUGGGGCUAUACCUUAACGACGCCUUUGUGGAGUUCUCCUACGACCUAGGGUCGGGAUCUGCGGUUGCUAGAAGUCGCUAUAGAGUGACUCUGGGCGAAUGGCAUCAGGUUCGAGUAUCGAGGACUGGAAGACUGGCCAUCCUCGCGGUGGAUAACGACAUCCCCGUGGAGGUUCUAUCGCCUGGAGCGUUUACGCAGCUCUCGCUGCCGCAAAAUCUCUACCUGGGAGGCGCGCCGAAUUUCGGCAUCGUCUCUCCCCAGGUGCGAAUCAGAACCGCCAUGGUCGGGUGCGUUCAGAAGGUGCAAAUCAACGGCAGGCAGAUCGCCAUUCUGGCGGAGGCUCUAGGCGGGGCCAACGUCGACAACUGUCCCCAUCCUUGCGUCGCUAGACCUUGCGGGGAGGAUGGGGAGUGCGUUCCCCAGUUGGACUACUUCACUUGCAGAUGUAAACCCGGGUACAAGGACCAUUUAUGCGCUCGGGGGCCACCGGCUUUCCGCGGAUCCAACAGCUAUUUGCACCUCGACGAUGGGGUCACAAUGGAUGCCAUUUCAUCCGAUCCUCUGGAUGUAAACGUACGGUUCAAAUCUGCUUCUGAGUCCGGGCUUUUGUUGUGGGCCUCCAGCGGUAGCCACUUCUCACUGGGGCUGGAGAAAGGGGCGCUGGUCUUGAGAUACAACGGCCACGAAAGCAACGAAGAGAUCAAGGUGGUUUACAAUGCCACUACGGUUAACGAUGGAUUGUGGCAUAGAGUUAAGGCGGUCAGGGACGGGUCUUCGGGUCUUCUGAUAGUCGAUCACGGGCCCGCCAUAACCCGCCAAUCGGUGGAGAUCAACGACAAGGCCGACUGGCCUUCAGACGAGGGGGGGCUUUUUGUGGGGGGGAUGCCGGAGUCUUCUUUGCCAUUGACGAGGUAUCGGAAUGGGAUUAAAGGUUGCGUGGCCGAUUUGGUCAUUAACACCGACUACCACUUGCAGCUGAUAGACCGCUCAGAGAUCAGCCACAACGUGGCCGAGUGUGAAGUUUGAGUCGAUCCAUCCAACUCACGAAAAAAAGUCAAUACUUGAAGCUAACUGCUACCCUAUCUGACAUUUAUAUAUUUGAAUGUGUGAUUCAGAGAUUAAACAUAAGGCUGACUACUUUGAGCUAUUACGAGAACACCCAAAAGACGCGCAGCGCGACUAAGGUGCCUUGACCAAAUCAAAUUCAGACGAGUAAAUGGGGUAGUUAAAUUUUUUCCGACCUAUACUUUUUAUGGUUUUAUUCGAGGCGUUUUGUAAUUUUAAACAUUUCCGUGAAAUCGGAAUUUCAAUUGAGGUUACCGUUUUCGAGAUAUUUACAAAAAAAAAUCUCCUAAUUACGUCACUAGGCUAUUGACAACGUUGCCAACUUUUUCUAUGGUUGCCGGUGUGUUUAGUUUAAGAUUCUUACGAUAGAUGGCGCCACGUUAUAAUAUUUUAGUUUUAAAACCACUUGAUCUAUAAUUUUAGUUGAGAAGAAGAAGAAGAAUUCAUUUUUUGACGUUUCUUUUUUUCGGGUUAUGUUUUUUUUAAAUUUAGAUUAUUGAAAAUCAAUGUUAUUUGUAAUUGAUAUUAGAUAAGUGAUUUAUUAAUAACGGACUUCAAAGCAGAGGAAUCUUGUGGAAUGGUUGGUUACAUUGAACAUUGGAGUUUUUAAACAAAUAAAGUAAGUACCUAUAAUUAUAAUCAUAUUUUGUCGUAAAUGCAUUUCAUUAGUAUAAUGCCAAGUUCUUUAUAUUCUUUUAGAUAUAUCUUGGACUCUAAAAUAUCAAACAGUUCUAUGAUACCUCGUAAUAAGGAAGAUAGGUACUUAAUGAAUUUGGUGACCAUCUUUCACUCAACUGACAGUGACAGUAUUUGUACAUAACCUCUUCGGGUAUUUUCUGACAUAACCGAAUGAAAUCAUUAACAGGACAACUUGACAACAGGGUAAUUUUCAACCAAUAGAAAUCUUAGAAUGUUGGUCACAUGGCGAGGUUUGUGACGUCAUAAAAAUUUAUAUUUUUUGUAAAUAUCUCGAAAACGGUAAACUCAAUUGAAAUUCUGAUUUCACAGAAAUGUUUAAUAUUACAAAACGCCUUGAAUAAAACCAUAAAAAGUAUAGGUCAGAAAAAAUUUAACUACCCCAUUACGGAAUAAUCUAUUUUUCUGAAGUACACGGGCUUACUUUCCUCGACUCCGCGUCUUUAGGCGAGUCUUAUAAACAAAAUAGUUUGUGUGUAACGUCCGCUACAGGAGGUCUAAAAAGUGAAAUCAGGACCAUACAGCGGACCUCUAAGGAUUUGUGUUAGGACUGUAGAUAGAAGAAUAAGAUUAAGAAUUAAAGCUUUUGUAUUUUCCAGGUUUUAGUUUCUAUUUGUAUUACUUAUAAGCACGGGAGAGAGGUUACAGAACUAUCGGAAGUAUCUUCACACUAAAAACAAGUUUUACACCACCACAAAUUAUUCGUUGCUAACACUUCACUUUUAGCACAACUGACACAAUGUUUCCAGAUGUAAACUAUAGACGCUCCUUAGAAAUUUAAUUUAAAAAUAUAUUUUUAGAAUGUUUUUAAAUUUUUUCUCCCAACUAAAAAAACAAUUUAUUUAACAAAUAAUGGUACUUUAUUUUUCAAAUACCUAUUACUUUUUUAAAAAUUAAAGUUUUAUCAAAAUUUUUGUUUUUAAAUGUACUUUUCGGAAAAAAUCAAAAAAUGUUCAGUGUUUUUUAUUUGAAACUGACAUUUUUUGCAAAUUCUCUAAACUGUUCAAUGAAAUAUGAUUUUUUCUUACCUUUUUCUGAUUUUUUCUGUUUUUUUAGUAGUCGGGGUUCAGGUUAUAAUUAAGUAAAAAAUCUGAAACUUUGGGAGUAUCUUCAGAAGAAUAAAAAAGUAAGAUCUGUAUGCCCAAAUUUUCAAAAAUGUUGAUUUUUGUAAAAAUGGUGGAGGCGCCGGGAUUAAUUUAUAAAAACCCCGUAACUUUUUUAAAAAGUAUACAAUUGUUUCUUAAAAAAAAUUACGCAGGUGUGCUGGCUUAAAAUUCAAGCAAUGAGUAAAGUUUUUUUUUAAUUUUCGGAAAAAACGAAAAUUUUUCAUGUUUUUGAAACUGGCAUUUUUUGCAAAUUCUCUAAAAUGUUCAGUGAAGUUUUUUCGUUUUCAAUUUGUUUUUCAAUUUAUUAAUUAACCCAGCUUAUGUUUGAGAAUGUGGAGUUAAAAAAUUAACUUUAAAAAAAAUAAAAUCAUCGAAAAAAAUUCUGUUUUUCGAAAAAGUAAAAAAAAGAAUAAAAAAUAUUACUGAAUAAUUUGUUUUAAAUAUUUUUUUGAAAACUACAUUUUUUCAGACUUUGGGGUUCUUUCUACAUCCUCAAAAAUCCCAACAACAAAAAAUUUUAACGAGAAAAAACAUUUCGAAGAAUUUGCAGAAAAUGUCAAUAUUUUUAAUAAAAAGAAAUAAAAAUGAUAUCAUUGAACAAUUUUUGUUUUUAUAUGUAGUUUUAAAAAAAUAUAUAUAAAAACAAUAUUUAGAUGAUUCUUCUAUUUUUUUAUUACUUUUUCGAAAAAAAUUGAAUUUUUUUCUAUAAUUAUCACUUUAAAUUUAAAUUUUGCUUCAAACUUUGAUGUUCUCUCUACAUUCAUAAAAAUCCCCAGAAAUAGAAAACGAAAAAACGCCACUGAAAAUUUUAAAUAAUUUUCAGGAAAUGUCAAUGUUUUUAAUUAAAAAAAAUAAAAAGAAAUAAAAAUGUUAUCAUUGAGCAAUUUUUUGUUUUAAAAUGUAUUUUAAAAAAAAUAUUUAGAAGAUUCUUCUAUUUUUUUAUUUCUUUUUGGAAAAACAUUGAAAUUUUUUGAUUACCACUUUUAAUUUCAAUUUUUUUUAAACUUCUCUCUACAUUCAUAAAAAUUCCAGAAAUAGAAAACGAAAAAACCCCAAGAGAAUUUUCAGAAAAUGUCAAAGUUUCUAAUAUAAAAAAAUUAAAAAUGACAAUUACCGUAAAUUUUUGUUUUUAUACGAAAAUUUAAAAAAAGGUUGAAGAUUGAAUAAUUUUUUUGAUAUAUUUUUCUGAAAGGUAAAUUUAAAAACAUAAAUUUUAAAAAAUACUUUCCCCUGGUCAAUUUUGAAAAAUAUUUAAGAAAUUUAAAAAACACUAAUUUUUCUGGUUGGGUAAAAAAUUUAAAAAAAUUCUGAAAAAUGUUUUUGAUACGGUAGAAAACAAUUUAACAAUAUUUAAUUUUUGGGGUUUAUAAAAUUAACGUAGUUUGUAUCAUUUUAUAUGAAAUUUAAGAUCUCAAAUUUUAUAAAACACCCCAUGAAAAACAAUUUAAUUUAUGAUCUAUAAAACUUUGUAUCUAAUGUGAAAAUACGAACGCACAAAACGCACUGUUAUCAUAUCAUAUAGAUUUAGUGAAUAAUAAAUAAAUAUAAUUAUAAAUAAAUAAAUAAAUGAAACACUAAUCAGCAAUCUCAACGCAGUGUUUGUACGCAUUCUGUCAGCUCUGUCCUUGGGCCCCAUCUUUAAUUCGCAAUAAAGUAGGUACCUACUUAUCGGUCCAGUGUAAAAUUCACAUUGUUUGUAACUAUGUAUAUGAAACCUUCAUUUGUACAGGUAGUUUAAUUUGUGUGUUAAUAAAUAAAUAAAUCGC